Messenger RNA from Brienomyrus brachyistius, 3241 nucleotides. It is a transcript of the gene slc6a13, whose product is annotated as solute carrier family 6 member 13. Bases 171 to 2018 code for a protein of 615 amino acids. Gene Ontology annotation, biological process: sodium ion transmembrane transport. Gene Ontology annotation, cellular component: membrane. The transcript has 15 exons. The record is from RefSeq and is a predicted model, not a curated record. Lineage: Eukaryota; Metazoa; Chordata; Actinopteri; Osteoglossiformes; Mormyridae.
GUUGGCGGAAUGUGGGAUAUUGGAGCCCACUGGAGGCUGGAUUCUGAAGCCUGAACCUCACAGAUCCACUCGCCUCCCCUGAACACGUGUUAAAUAGUCAAACAUGCACGUUUGCUGAUCAAUACCGGGACACCGUUCAGUCUUGGAAGUUAGCGGAUCCUUCAGGCACUAUGAGAGGAGAUAUGGAGAUGGUCCCCAAAACUGAAACCAUCAACGGUCGUGCCCCAGCCCCCCAGGCAGAGAAGAAAAUGAAGGAGAGAGGACAGUGGAGCAACAAGCUGGAGUUUAUCCUCUCUGUGGCUGGCGAGAUCAUUGGGCUGGGCAACGUGUGGCGGUUCCCCUAUCUGUGUUACAAGAACGGUGGCGGUGCGUUCUUCAUUCCCUACCUCAUCUUCCUCUUUUCCUGUGGGAUUCCAGUAUUCUUCUUAGAGACUUCUCUUGGCCAGUUCACCAGCGAGGGAGGAAUCACUUGCUGGAGGAAGAUCUGCCCACUCUUUGAAGGUAUCGGCUAUGCUACCCAGGUUAUUGUAGCCCUUCUGAACUUCUAUUACAUCAUUGUCCUGGCCUGGGGAAUUUUCUACCUGUGCUUUUCCUUCACCUGGAAUCUGCCGUGGUCCUCGUGCAAUAACACCUGGAACACAGAAUCCUGCAGGGAGUUCCAGCGGAGAAAUGACUCUUUCAACUACAGCCACUCUCUCAAUGUAACUUCUCCUGUCAUUGAAUUCUGGGAGAGACGGGUCUUGAGGAUCUCUUCAGGGAUUGACCACAUGGGGGUCCUGCACUGGGACCUGGCGCUGUGCCUGCUUGUCGCCUGGCUCAUGUGCUACUUUUGCAUCUGGAAGGGAGUCAAGUCCACUGGAAAGGUGGUGUACUUCACAGCCACCUUCCCUUACGUGAUGUUGAUGAUCCUGUUAGUCCGAGGAGUCACUCUUCCAGGGGCAUCCAGGGGCAUCCAGUUCUACCUAUACCCUGACCUGGGACGGCUGGCUGAUCCUCAGGUGUGGAUGGAUGCUGGGACUCAGAUCUUCUUCUCCUAUGCCAUCUGUUUGGGCUGCCUCACAGCUCUGGGGAGUUACAACAAGUACAACAACAACUGCUACAGAGACUGCCUGGCCCUUUGCUUUCUAAACAGCGGGACAAGCUUCGUAGCUGGCUUUGCCAUCUUCUCCAUCCUGGGCUUCAUGUCGUAUGAGCAGAACGUGCCCAUUUCGGAGGUGGCAGAGUCUGGCCCAGGCCUGGCCUUCAUCGCAUACCCGCGCGCCGUCUCCAUGAUGCCCUUCUCCCCUCUCUGGGCGUGCUUCUUCUUCAUCAUGAUUGUGCUACUGGGGCUCGACAGCCAGUUUGUGUGCGUGGAGAGCCUGGUGACCGCCGUGGUGGACAUGUUUCCGUCGGUGUUCCGCCGCACCUACCGCAGGGAGCUCUUCAUCCUCGCCAUUACCGCCGGGUCCUACCUGAUGGGCCUCAUCAUGCUGACUGAGGGUGGCAUGUAUGUCUUCCAGCUCUUCGACUACUACGCUGCCAGUGGGAUGUGCCUCCUCUUCGUGGCCAUCUUUGAAACUGUCUGCAUUGCCUGGAUCUAUGGUGCUGACCGUUUCUAUGACAACAUUGAAGACAUGAUUGGCUACCGGCCUGGCCCUUUCAUGAAAUACUGCUGGCUGUUUUUCUCCCCAGCAACCUGCUUUGGAACAUUUGCAUUCUCCCUCAUUAAGUACACUCCUCUGAAGUACAACAAUGAGUAUGUGUACCCCUGGUGGGGCUAUGCCCUGGGCUGGCUGCUCGCCCUCUCCUCCAUGGUCUGCAUCCCACUCUGGGUGGCCUUCAAGCUCAGUACCACCGAGGGCUCUCUGAGAGAGCGCAUUUCCCUCCUCACCCAACCCUCCAAUGACUUGCCGAAAAGCAAGAGGGAGCAGCAGAAACUGCAGGCCAUAUUUGCUCCUGAUGGAGAAGGCGUCCAAUCGCAACUGGAGCCUAGCAAGGAGCACUACAUUCCCCUGCAGGAAAAGGAGUCGAACUUCUGAACCUUGGACACCUGCUAUGUCUUCAUACCUCAAACAUAACAGUGAAAUAAGAGCCGAUACUGUCCCAGAAUCCAUCACCCCAGGACAAUAGCUUUGGGAGCUCUGGACUUCAUUCAAGUGGCAGAAAAGGGGACCAGAAGUUACAAUAAUACAUGUUGUUGUAUUUUUCCGUAGUGGAGAAAUUAGCAAAUCCGGUGGAAAUGUUUUUGUUCAGUAUUAUCUAAAGAAGUAUAAGGCAUUUUAUUCAUGUGCUGCAUCUAGAAAAAAAAAUGAUAAAGGAUAUUUUUAGCUAAGUUGUACACUUGACUGGGCAUGUCACAAAUCCGGGAAACCUGGCAUCUUUACUGUAGUCACUAAGAUUUCACAUGCGGCACUAAACUGGCUUGUCUGUUACAAUCUGCACCCAAGCAAAAAGCUGAAAAGGAUUCAUUUCAUUUUAAACAGUGUGAAGAAGUGUAUCAUCCUAGUCAUACACUGUGGUGACUGAGGUCUUAUUUCAUCGACUUCUGAAGGACAAAAAUCAAAUUAGCAAUUAUUAAUUUUCAUUGAAGAUUUAAUUUAAUUGAAGAUUCAAUGAAAUUAACCUUUAAUGAACUUACUGUUCCAUUUAAAUACAUUUUCAAUGAUAAAUAUGUUGAAUUCUACACAGGUGUGUGAUAUUUUGAGGUAUAUCAGUGAUGGGAAUUAAAGUGUUCCAUUUUUUAUCUAACUUUUUUUCUGUAGGAAUAAUAGUACAAAAACGGGAUUUUAAAGUCAUCUUAAAAUUGUUUUUUUAUAAUACUUUCUGCAACAUUACUUUAGGCUUCCAAAAGUUUAACUUCCCAAGUUUUAAACAGGGUCUUAGCUUCGGAUCUUGUUGAACGCAAAUUUUAUGCCAGUAAUACUAAAUAACAUUUCCAUUUGAGACAACUGAAAUAUGUGCGAAGGCACUUGUAUUUCUUUUCAUUCUAAACGUGAUAUUUUCCAACAGCUCUGAGGAAACAGAGAAAGCGCUGCAACAAAAUUUCUUUUCUAAACGAUGUCUGUGAUACAUGCAACGUGAUCAACAUGAAAGAAUAAUGUUCUGUAGUUUGGAAGACUGUAUCAAAGAAAAUGUAUGUUUCAUAUGAAUGAAACUGGUUGUAUUCCCGUAAGUGGUGUGUGUUAUUCAAAUCAGAGAGUUGCUUAAGUCAUAAAUAAAAAUAUUUUAAGAACUAGUGGAAUUAAAAAAAACAUCUGCAUAA